Molecule: messenger RNA, 1162 nt
Organism: Anoplopoma fimbria (sablefish)
Lineage: Eukaryota; Metazoa; Chordata; Actinopteri; Perciformes; Anoplopomatidae
Exons: 5
Coding region: 170-1162 (330 amino acids)
Source: RefSeq, a predicted model, not a curated record
UGGCUAAGAGACUAGUGGAGUAUUAUCCCAUGCUACAGGAUAAAGAUGAACCCAUCAAACAUGUAAGUGAUGGCAAUUUUAGCCAUAUUAUUUUCUUGAAAAGUUAUUUUUUAAAAAGUUGUGUGAUAUUCAAAAUGUUUUUUUCAAUAAGUGACUUUUUUCACCACAGAUGAGCAUGUACAGUUAUCUUCAGAAGAGAAUUCUGAAUGUGAAGUCCCCACAGAAGAGGAAGGGGCCCAGACCAGAGAGAAGCAGUUCAACCAAAAGACGUCACAUUGACUUCUCUCCAAGUGACCAGGGAGAAGAUUAUGAUGCAGACUCAAGUGGUGGAUCAACAAUUCUUUUGCCACCUAGGGGCAGUUCUGAAGACGACAGUUCAGCGGACAAAGAUAGUCCGGCAGCACAGGCCAGGCAUUACAAGACUCUGCAGGAGAUGUACAAAAAACCAAAACCCAACCAAGAUGCUGUCUGCCAGAUCCUUGACCUUGAGUUUCAAUCAAGAAGAGCCUUCAUUGACAGUGGCAUUCUGAAAGAAGAGGACAGACCAGCAAAGAUUUUCGAGGCAUAUCCAUGUUUCAAAGAGCUUCAUCAUGUGAUGGAUGAGCUGCGGCGGAUUCUGGCUAAGGACAACAGCAAGUUCAUCAAUGAAGUAAAGAAGAGAUGGGCCGACUUCUGCUCCAUGGUGCAGUUUUAUGGUGUUUGGAGGAAAGUGUUGAAGCCACCCAUGAGCCUGGGUGCAGUGGAAUCCAACAUUGCCUUGUUCAGGGCACUACCCACACUCUUCCCCUCACCGUCUGCGCCACCUAAGAAGAUGGGACAGGCCAGUGAGGCAUUGCUUCAUGUCCUUCAGCCAACAGAAGAGCCAGCCAUCUACCUCCAGAAGAGAACCCUCUUCAGCCCUGUUUUGGUCUUUGAUGGGUCCCGCUGUCUUCUGGCAAUUGGAAACACUCCUGUCACUACAUUUGCCAAAGAAGAACUUGGUGAAGGGUUGCUGUAUCUGAUGGGUUAUUACUAUACCCUGCAUCUCACCUAUCCUAAGUGUGUGGCGACCAUUCUCUCUGUCAUUCAGACAGAGGUCUUACAGGACAGUAUCCACGACCGAGACACCACAGGCUCGUACAAAAGAGUCAUGGCAGAGUGGAAUGCUUUCAUUAAGAAAUAG